AUGAUUGACAAAAAGCGGUUGUUUCGAUCGCCUAUGUCUGGACCACCGGAGAAUUUUAAAACAGGAAUUCCCUGGUUGGAUAAUUUAGAAGAAGACGGCAGUGAGCCCGAAAGCUCUGUAUGCGAAAUUCCUGAAUCCAUUGAAGAGUCACUUUCCAAUGGUAACGAAGCAUUGUCCCCCUGCACUAGACCGGUAAAUAGUGCCUCUCACUUGUCAGAUACAUUGCAUUAUGUGCCUAGUGAUCCUUCCUUUAUUGAUAAACACAUGUUGGAUUUGCCUGAACCGGAUGCGUUUAGUUUGUCCUCCAUCAGUCGUAGCAAGUCCGACUCGGUUCUACUGCACAAACGUAAAAGCGAAGACUAUAGAGGUAAAGCUAUUACUGAUUUUCGUCGAAACUAUCAAAAAAAAGUAAAAAACCCAGGAAAAAACGCUCCUUUUAAAGAAACCAAACUUCGUCGCCAAGUUACACCAAAGGGUUCAAACCAUACAACUGACACGGAACUAGAUGAAGAAAAAGACGCCCCUUACCAUUCCCUGAAAUCUCUGAAAUUUCCUGACUCUGUAUCAGAUGAUGAGGGAUCCCCAAGCACUGGUGAUUUGGAAGCCAUUGCUCCUAACGACUGGCUGAGUGCGCUCGACAAAUCUGGCGAGGAAAAGUCCAGGUCGCAUACGUUAAGCACCCUUUUUGGCUUAGACUAUCAUCGGGAUAGCUAUGACAGUUCCUAUUUAAAGAGUGGUUCGCACCCAUCUAUCCUCUCUGACGACUCAUGGAAAGCCCCGGAAAGUUGGGCUAUCAAUUUUCCUUCGGAAAUAUCAAAGAAAAGGGAUUCCUUUAUGGCCAGACCCUUUGCUCAUCCUAACAAUGAAGGUAGUGAUAAACCGUUUUUCUUACGAGUUUAUCGGGAUGAUAGAACAUCUGUCUCGUUUUCAUGCCCUAUGAAUAUGAAGACCAGUGAUAUCAUUCAACGCUUGGCAAGGCUUUUCUUCCUUCCAUUUUCAGCUAAUUUUUACUUGCUUUUGGUUCAGUUUAAAACCGAGCGUAUAUUGCUUCCCCAUGAGCAGCCAUGUAUCAUAUUCCAAAAAUUGCUUGCCUACUUUGGGUGCGACGAAAAUUCUGAAGAUGAAAUGACACAAGAAGACAACUAUAGCGUUGCAAGAUUAGUUUUCACAACUAUGGAUAUUGGCGCCGAUGUACUUAGGAAAAUGUCCGAGAAGAAGUUUUCACAGCAUUUGGAUAUACGACGUUCCAACCUUGAAGUGAUUCCUAUUAAAUUCUAUCCUCAUGCACACGAGUUGAUAUCUUUAAAUAUAUCGUCCAAUCUUUCGUUGGGAUUGCCUCUUGAUUUUAUGGAACGAUGCGUCAAUUUAAAAGUAUUGGAUAUGUCAAAUAAUUUAAGGCCACCAAGAGGAAAACCUCUUUCAAUAUUACGCCGACUUGAAGUUUUAAAUGUUGCCAGGAAUGAUAUUUACGAAUUGGAUCCCGUAAUUUUUUCUGGGAGAAGCCGAUCUACCCUUAAAGAAUUUCACUGCUCAUUAAACAAGCUUUUGUUUCUACCUUACUCUAUUCGUUAUUUGACUCAUUUGACCGUCCUUGAUCUUUCUUAUAAUAAUUUCGUUACCUUUCCCUUAAUCAUUACAGAGUUGUCUGCUCUUGAAAUUUUGAAUUUCUCACACAACAAUUUGUAUGAAAUUUGUUCCGAGAUCGAUCGGUUAGGAAACUUAAAGGAGCUUUAUCUUCAGUCAAAUGACUUGUCAGGCCAUCUCAUUCAGCAAUUGGGCUCCUUACGGAAACUGGAGAUCAUUGAUCUUCGUUUUAAUUCCUUGAGUCAUAUCAACGCUUUAUCUGAAAGUCCAAACUUGAAAGAAAUUCGUGCCUCUUGCAACCUGAUUUCUCAUCACGAAUUCCCAUGUAGGUCUGCUACAUACCUUGAUUUUUCGCAUUGCCCUUUAACUAUCUUGGAACUUCCUUCUAAUGGUUACAGUUCUCUUGUAUACCUUGACACCUCGCAUGGCAAGCUUGUAACUCUUAAGGAUUCCAUGCUAGAAAGCCUUGUCAAUUUGGAAACCUUAAAUAUGAGUUAUAAUCACUUUGUCCAGAUUCCGGAUAGUAUUUCUCAUCUACAAAAUCUUAAAUUUCUUUACUGCACGAAUUGUGAAAUUUCUCACGUUUCCCCGGAAUUAGGAAAGUUGUCCAAGUUGACAUUAUUGGAUAUGCAUGCUAAUAAUAUCAAAGUAUUUCCUGAAGAAGUUUGGCAAAUAUCGACUUUGAAAAUGGUCAACCUUUCGUCUAAUAUUCUGGAAAAAAUAAAAUUACCAAUGGCCGGUGCCAAACCGUUAGCAAGAAGUGUGAGUCAACUGAAAAUUAUGCGGACAUUGUCGGGUAGCCCUAUUUCUAAUACUUCCUCAUCUGAAUACAUAUAUCCAUCAGUUGAGGAACUUAUUCUUGUGGAUAACCGCCUUGGAGAUGAAUCUUUUAAAGUGUUGAGUUUUUUCAAAGAAAUUCGGAUCUUGAACUUGUCCUACAAUUACUUGACAGAAAUUCCAAAUACAUUUCUCGAAAAUUUUUCACACCUCAAUCAUAUGUUUAUGUCUGGUAAUAAACUUUCAAAUAUCUCUAUCUCGUCUAAUUCUCGUAUUUCUCUGGAAUCAUUGUACGUUAAUGGAAAUAGGAUAUCUUCGUUUCCUAAAAAUGAAACGCUAUCACAAAGUUUGCGUUACCUGGACUUGGGUAAUAACAACUUACAAAGCCUUACGGUCAAUCAAUCUAAUGAAAAUUCUCUGAAUAUUCCACCUAAACUUGAAAGCCUUGAUCUUUCUGGAAAUAGUUGGUUUCAAUUCUCUAAACAUGAUGAUGCUAAAGUUAUAAGAGCAUGUCUUAACCGGCUAAAAGCUUUGAGUGUAUUUGAUGUAAAUGCUGAUAUUCCUGUGGACAAUACUGAUAUCGUAAAUCGUGUUGUACAUCGCUCAUCUCCAAUUAACGAUGGGCUGAAAUGUGGAAUAUCUGGUUAUUUAUCUCGUAUAAAUCCGGUCAUCUCUGCUGUAGAACUUAUAGUGAAGGACUAUAUAUAUCCUCAUUGGUCACUUUAUUGCAUUUUUGAUAGCGAUAUUGGAGCUGGGCAUAGCAAUCGAGUUCUUAAAUUUGCCUAUGAGAAUAUAGCAUCAUGUUUAGCUGAAGAAUUGAGCAUAUGCGGAUCCUCUAGUGAACAAGUGAAAAAUGCAUUAAGAAGGGGAUUUUUAAAAUUAAACAAAAGGUUGGGUAACACAAUCUAUCAAGAUUUGGAGACAAUUGCGGAAUACAAGGAUAAGAAGGAGAAUCUUCCUACUUCUAACAAAGGUUAUUAUAUGGAUGAAACCUGUAUGGAUAUUGGAGUUAGCAUUGCCUUAGUUUAUAUUCGAGAUACACGCGCAUUCAUUGCUAACGUUGGUACCUCAAUGUCUUUAAUGUCUACACGAAACGAUUCCGAACCCACUUUAUUAAGUGACGUACAUGAUACAUUAAAUGAGAAAGAAAUACGCAGAGUUAUAGAUUCGGCGGGAUUAAUCUCUGGCCGCAUCAAGUCUACUACCACUAGGGCAAUUGGUAGAUUAUCCCAGUUCCCUGGUGUGCAAGCAGUCCCUCAUGUAAAUAUUCAGCCCCUUUCAGAGCUGAACGAAUUUAUAAUUUUAGCCAACAAGGAAUUCUGGAAUGUAAUGUCAAAGCGGAUUGUCAUUGAUAUUGUUCGUGCUAACAGGCAAUCGAUGCUCUUGGCUGCAACCAAGCUACGUGAUUAUGCUAUAGCUUAUGGCGCUAAGAACAAUACGAUAGUAAUGGUCUUAGAUCUAAGCCUUUUAUUCGAAACAAAUUCCAAUUACGCUACGAAGGUCCAUAAAGAUGAUGAAGAAGGUACUCAAGCUGAAGGGAAUGAAGGGGUGCCAUUUUCUUCUCAGGAUUUACCGGACGAUUCAUCCUUAGCUAGAAUGAACCGAGAAGUUUCGCCUCCUCGUGGAAGCAUUGCAAUGGUAUUUACGGAUAUAAAGAAUUCUACACUUUUGUGGGAACGCCAUCCAGUAGCCAUGAGAUCGGCGAUUAAGACCCACAAUACAAUUAUGCGAAGACAGCUACGUGCUACGGGUGGUUACGAAGUGAAGACAGAAGGAGAUGCCUUUAUGGUUUGUUUCCAGACAGUCCCGGCUGCUUUGCUAUGGUCCUUUUCUGUACAAUUACAGAUGCUCUCUGCUGAUUGGCCCAAUGAAAUUGUAGAGUCAGUUCAAGGAAGAACUGUUUUAGGACCUAAAAAUGAGGUUUUAUAUAGAGGGUUGAGUGUACGCAUUGGGGUGAACUAUGGUGUGACAGUGAGCGAGUUAGAUCCUAUAACACGACGCAUGGAUUACUAUGGACCGAUGGUGAAUAGAACAUCUAGAGUUGUAUCCGUAGCGGAUGGUGGGCAAAUUGCAGUAUCUGCAGACGUAGUCACUGUGCUGAAUCGGUUAGAAUCGGAAGCGAUGUCUUCGGAAAGAUCUGGAAGGUAUGCGAUGGAGAUCCGUGCAUUGAAGCAAGUAGGCUACAUUGUACAUAAUAUUGGAGAACAUAAAUUGAAGGGAUUGGAAACACCGGAAAGCAUAUCAUUGGUAUAUCCUCUUCAGCUUGAGGGGCGAUUAGAAAAACUGAUCAACAAUCGGAAUUCGGAAGAUGACAGCGAAAAGCGAAGAGAACGGAUGGAAAAUUCGUCGAGAAGCAGAAGCAACAGCUUACGACCGAUAUUAGCAAGAAUCGGGGAUUCAAAAAGUGGUGAAGACCAUCAAUAUGCUAGAAGUUCUUUAUCAUCAGUUCGAAAUCUGUCGCCUACGGAGAGUUCAUCAGGAUAUGAAGGAAACAUUUUUGAAGAGUAUCAAUAUCAAAGGUUAUUUGAGAUUUGCGAACGUUUAGAAGACAGGGUUGCUAUGUUGCAUGGCUAUCCAGAGCCUCCGGAAAGUGAUCCAGGGCUUGCUGCUCCCGUGAACAUUGCAGAGGAGUAUGCUUUAUUUUAUCGGCUGACAUUAAGAAUCGAAAACACAAUUUAUUGCGUAGGCCAAAUGCUUGGGCAUACGUGA
This is a messenger RNA of Schizosaccharomyces osmophilus, 5070 nucleotides long. RefSeq names its product adenylate cyclase (gene cyr1). Gene Ontology annotation, biological process: cyclic nucleotide biosynthetic process; intracellular signal transduction. Gene Ontology annotation, molecular function: protein binding. The transcript has a single exon. The coding region runs from base 1 to 5070 and encodes 1689 amino acids. Lineage: Eukaryota; Fungi; Ascomycota; Schizosaccharomycetes; Schizosaccharomycetales; Schizosaccharomycetaceae. The record is from RefSeq and is a predicted model, not a curated record.